GGGGCGCGGUGAUCAAUCUCCAUUUACAGCGCCAGCGAACAGCCAGACCAGCCAAGUGGCCCCGUCUUCACUUAGUGAUUUUACCCGUGUCCCACCGUGCAAAAGCAGGCCACGCAGCGAACGGUAAAGCUGGUCAGGAUCAGGUUUGGGAAGCAUCUCCACUACAGCAAACUAAAUUAAGUUUUGAAGAUUUGGAGACCAAACGGCACAGUUUUUAGCAUGAUGUCAUACCUCAAACAGCCUCCCUACGGCAUGAACGGGCUCAGUUUAAGCGCACCAGGAAUGGAUUUGCUGCACACGUCCGUCGGAUACCCAGCGACACCGAGGAAGCAGAGACGGGAACGCACCACCUUCACUCGCUCGCAGCUGGACGUGUUGGAGUCGCUCUUUGCUAAAACUCGAUACCCCGACAUCUUCAUGAGAGAAGAAGUGGCAUUAAAAAUUAACCUGCCUGAAUCAAGAGUCCAGGUGUGGUUUAAAAAUCGCCGAGCCAAGUGCCGCCAGCAGCAGCAGAACGGGGGCAGCGCCAAAGCCCGGCCGGCCAAGAAGAAGUCGUCGCCGACCCGGGAGAGCAGCGGCUCGGAGAGCAGCGGCCAGUUCACCCCGCCCGCCGUGUCCAGCUCCUCCGGCAGCGGACCCAGCAACUCCAGCAGCGGACCAACCUCCGUGCUCAACCCGCCCGCCUCCAUCUGGAGCCCGGCCUCCAUCUCCCCCGGGGCUGCAGUGGGGGAACCCCUGGCCGCCAGCGCCUCCUGCAUGCAACGCUGCUCCUCCUCGUCGACCUCCAGCGCCUACCCGGUGGCGUACGGUCAAAGCGGCGGCUACACCCAGGGCUACCCGCCUUCUUCCUCCUACUUCGGCGGCGUGGAUUGCAGCUCGUACCUGGCGCCCAUGCAUUCGCAUCACCCUCACCACCCCCACCACCAGCUGUCGGCCCACGGCACCGCCCUCAGCCCCAUGAGCACCUCGUCCAUGUCCGGGCAUCACAUCGGUCAGAGCGCGGCUCACCAUCACCACCACCACCACCACCCUCACCAGGGCUACGCGGGCGCCGGACUGGCCUUCAACUCGCCCGAUUGCUUGGAUUACAAAGACCAGACGCCGUCCUGGAAACUCAACUUCAACACAACGGACUGUUUGGAUUACAAAGACCAGACCGCCUCCUGGAAAUUUCAAGUCUUAUGAAAUUGGGGUCGACAUUAAUGCACCAGAUCUGAGUGUUUUUAUCUGCAAAACAAUUUAAAAAAAACUUGUUGCUUUCUCCUGUUGCGAUGGAAGCAGGUGUCUGAAACUGUUUUGCUAAGACUGAUUUUAGUUCCAUUCAGACCAUCUUUUAAUUGACAAUCAACGUCGUGUCUAUUUUUAAUUGGAUAUUGAGUGCUGAUGUAUGUGUUUCGACUUUAUAAAGCAUCAAGUAAAGAAAACAACCUCAUUGUCAUACUCCAGGGCACAAACUUGCAGCAUUACUGUACAACCCAAGCCUGCUCACAAAUUUCCAAUAAAGUGUAUUCAACUAAAUGUCCGGCGGCUUGCUGUACUUAAAUCUAGUGAUUUCGUUCUAUUAACGCUGAUCUCGUCGGUAUCUGUAUUGAGCAGCUGUCCUGUGUAUAUUUAAAAAAACAUUGGGCAGUUGCAGUGACCUUUUAGCUAAGUGAAUUCGUUAAAAUUUAACAAGACUCGAAAUAAAACGAAUUCUACCUGGGUUACUUUGCGUUUUUUGCCACGUGUGAUAAGAGUAUGGUGAAUGUUGUUGUCAUACCAUCCCGAGGGCUUGGAUCUAAUCCACUUUUCGAUAAACGAAAGUAUAUUGUGUAGCUAGUGUUGUAGUGGAAAUACCAAUUCGGAUAGGGGAUAGCACUUGCACAUUUGUGUAAAUUAUGUUCGCGCUGAUUUUUUUUGCUAAAUGAGGUUAUUUUGCGAAUUCGAUCUUUCCUAUCAAAUGCAGUGUUCAAAGUAUUUAAGGCACCGCCGUUAUAUACAUUAUAUAUAUAAUUAAAUUCAAUUGAGGAGAACCCCGUGUCUGCGUGCUUGCUGUUUUUAUCUUCAAAUGGUUAAUUUCAUGGGAAAAUUCAAAUUUUAUAUCGUUUUUAAACCGUUUUGGAAUAUAACC
Messenger RNA from Pristis pectinata (smalltooth sawfish), 2110 nucleotides. RefSeq names its product orthodenticle homeobox 1 (gene otx1). The record is from RefSeq and is a predicted model, not a curated record. The transcript has 5 exons. Gene Ontology annotation, molecular function: DNA-binding transcription factor activity, RNA polymerase II-specific; RNA polymerase II cis-regulatory region sequence-specific DNA binding. The coding region runs from base 220 to 1185 and encodes 321 amino acids. Gene Ontology annotation, cellular component: nucleus. Lineage: Eukaryota; Metazoa; Chordata; Chondrichthyes; Rhinopristiformes; Pristidae. Gene Ontology annotation, biological process: regulation of transcription by RNA polymerase II; multicellular organism development.